This is a messenger RNA of Staurois parvus, 384 nucleotides long. The record is from the annotation of a GenBank genome assembly. Lineage: Eukaryota; Metazoa; Chordata; Amphibia; Anura; Ranidae.
AUGACUCGUUCAAAGCAGGUUGGGAAUCACAAAAAUGAUAAAAAGAAAAAUAUUGCUAAGAAUUGGAAAACCAAAAGAAGGGUUAAGGAUUUAGAUCAAAUACAUGAAGACAUGCGUCCUGAGAAUGCAGGUCGUUUAUUAAACCAGGAAAUUGAUUAUGAUGUUCCUGGAAAUGCUCAGCACUAUUGUCUACAUUGCGCGAGACAUUUUGUGGAUCUGAAGACGUUAAAGGAGCAUUUCAAAACUAAAGUCCACAAAAAAAGGCUGAAGCAACUGAGAGACGAGCCGUAUACUCAGGAGGAAGCAGAAAGAGCAGCGGGCAUGGGCUCAUACAGACCACCAAAACAAAUUCAGGUCCAAACACAGGAUGUAACAAUGGAAUAA